Messenger RNA from Prunus armeniaca (apricot), 693 nucleotides. The record is from the annotation of a GenBank genome assembly. Lineage: Eukaryota; Viridiplantae; Streptophyta; Magnoliopsida; Rosales; Rosaceae.
AUGGCUUCUCCAGUGGCCAAAGCCAUCACCACCUCCUCCUCCGUCGCAAUCCUCCUCAUCAUCCUCCUUAAUGCCUCUCUCUGCAACUCAUCGAUUUCAGACGAAGACCCAUCGCCAACCCCAUGGCCCCACCAAUUCCACUCCAUUUUGGUGAUGAACUACACCGGAACCCUCCAGCUGAUCGACCUCUGGUACGACUGGCCCAACGGUCGAAACUUCAACAUCAUCCAGCACCAGCUGGGUUCGGUCCUCUACGACCUCGAGUGGAACAAUGGAACCUCCUUCUUCUACACAUUGGACUCCGCCAGAGAGUGCAGAACCGCCCAGAUAGAAGUGGGUAUUCUCCGACCCGACUGGCUCGACGGAGCCAAGUAUCUGGGUCGCCGACAGGUGGAUGGGUUCCUUUGCGAUGUUUGGGAGAAGGCCGACUUCAUUUCGUAUUAUGAGGAUGUUGCUACCAAGAGGCCUGUCCAUUGGGUCUUUUACACAGGGAGGGAGGCGCAUGUGAUGACAUUUGAGGUUGGGGCAGUGCUUGAGGAUGCCAAAUGGCAAGCCCCCUUAUACUGCUUUGAUAAGAAAACUGAAACUCACCCACAACCAGAACCAGAAGCAGAGUUUUCCAUCACUGGUGGUGGUGCUUCUUCAAUGGUUGGAUUUCUCAGAGGUUCAAAUCAAUUGGGAUUCAAUAUGUAA